AUGAGGCUACGAACAACCCUCGCGCAAUCGUAUGCGCGACACUGGAGCACACCAACAUACCGAAGCCGCGGGCCCAUUCGCCAACUAUCCAGCACUCCAACCCGAAAUAGCAGGUUGCGCGCACGCCUGGAGAUUCCCCCUCCAUUUCCUGUGACCAAAAAAUGCCCAGAACCAAGUUGCAAUUGUCCACCUACGCCCGCCCUGCCUGAGGGUUUACCGAUCGAUCAUGAACAAGCGUUGAAUGGAACCAUGGCUGCCUAUGCGCAACAGCUAUUGGUUUGCACAGGACAGCCGGAUUGGACAAGUCGAAUCGAAAAUGACGGUGAAGAUAAAGGUUGGGGUCACCUUGUGAGAGGCCUGAAGAACUUACUUGGUCGUGGCGGGCCAUAUCUCGACCCCUUCAAUAAUGUCCUAGUGACGGCUUCAUCCAUUGCGCCAGCUACAAACUCCUCCACCUCCGCUUCGGCAUUCCUCUUCCCUAGCUUCAAAUACAUACCCUCAAUACCCACGGAAAUUGCAUCCACUCAAACCGACUUGACGACUUUUGUGCGCGCUUAUCUUCUCCCCGAAAGCCUUCAUGACAUGCAUUCCUCCCUCCCCGCAACAAAACAAGCAGAUAUGACCCGAUCCCCGGACCUAGCGGCAAACUUCCCUGAAGUAACUGAUAUCAACCACUCUCCUACAAUCCUUAUCUGCGGCCAUGGAGGACGCGACAUGCGCUGUGGUGUCAUGGCGCCUGCCUUGGAAAGCGAAUUCCGGCGCGUGCUAGAGGCACGGGGAUACACUUCCGUGAACAGUGACGGAACUACAGUUGAUGCUCCCACUCAUGCCAAUAUUGGCCUUAUCAGCCAUGUUGGAGGGCACAAAUAUGCGGGUAAUGUCAUUGUCUACAUCCCGCCUAAGAUGAAGUAUGGAACUUCUUCAGAGCCUCAUCCGCUGGCGGGUAAGGGUAUUUGGUAUGGUCGCAUUGAGCCUAAACACGUCGAGGGUCUUGUUGAAGAGACAAUUCUCGGCGGUAAAGUGGUGACUGAUCAUUUCCGAGGUGGCAUCGAUAGGAAUGGCGAUAUUUUGAGGAUUUAG
This is a messenger RNA of Penicillium soppii, 1080 nucleotides long. RefSeq names its product sucrase/ferredoxin-like domain-containing protein. The record is from RefSeq and is a predicted model, not a curated record. The transcript is spliced from 2 exons. Bases 1 to 1080 code for a protein of 359 amino acids. NCBI's taxonomy places the organism in Eukaryota, Fungi, Ascomycota, Eurotiomycetes, Eurotiales, Aspergillaceae.